Molecule: messenger RNA, 4048 nt
Organism: Rhipicephalus microplus (southern cattle tick)
Lineage: Eukaryota; Metazoa; Arthropoda; Arachnida; Ixodida; Ixodidae
Product: transmembrane protein 120B-A
Cellular component (GO): membrane
Source: RefSeq, a predicted model, not a curated record
GCAAGCCUGCUACCCGCUUCUACAGGCGACGCAAGGCCAGCGACGAGGCGAGUGGAAGCGAACGCAGUCUGUGUUGUGAGAGGGUGCGAUCGAAAAGAGAAGCCGAAGCGACCGAAGUAUCGUCGGUUGGAGUGGUUAUCGUGACGUUGUCCUCCGUGCGGCCUCUCUGCGGCGUCUUGGUCGUGCCGAUUCAUCUUUCGCCGACGUGUUGUGAGUUUCGGCGAGCGCUGGCUACACUGCUCGCAUUCGUCGCUCAUUCCACGCAUCCGCUGAGAUGAGCGAUUCGCUGCCGUUGACCUCCUGCAUUGAAGAAUGGGAUCAGCUCGAGAAGGAAUACUGCGACUUAGAGAAGUCGUACCGUCAGUACAUGGUGCUGACCGGAGAGGUGCAGCGGUCCCAGGACGAGUGCCUCAAAGGCCUUCGGCACCACCGGUACCGGUCGUCGCAGAUCCUCGAGUCACUGAGCAAGAUCCAGCCAGCCAGUGAUGAUGACAAGGCGCAGAAAGCACAGUUGCUGCAAAAGCUGGAUGCCAAGCGGAAUCACCUGGACGACAUGGCGCAGGACUUGCCACGUUCUAAUGGUAUUUACUUGCAGAUUGUGCUUGGAAGCGUCAACCUUUUCCUCAGGGAUACAGAAAAGUAUCGGUACAAGGACGAAUACGAGAGGUUCAAGCUGAAAGUCACCAUGUUAAUUCUGGUCGUGUCUAUAUUGUGCAUAUUAAUGAACUACAGGGCAUGUGAUGCCAUCCUGCACUUUCUUCUUGUCUGGUACUACUGCACACUCACAAUACGAGAAAGCAUUCUGGCAGUCAACGGUUCAAAAAUAAAAGGAUGGUGGAGGCUACACCACUUCAUAACAACCGCACAAGCUGGGAUCAUUAUUGUCUGGCCUGACGGUGUUAUAUAUGGAAUGUUCCGAAGACAGUUCACAUGGUACGUCUGCUUCAUAAGUAUAAUCCAGUUCUGGCAAUUUUACUACCAACAAGGAUGCUUGUACAGACUUAGAGCUCUGGGUGAAAGCCACAACAUGGACAUCACAAUUAAUGGAUUUCGGUCUUGGAUGUGGCGUGGCCUUUCCUUUCUGCUUCCAUUCCUCUAUUUUGCAUACAUGUUCCAGCUGUACAAUGCAUAUACGUUGUAUCAUCUCAGUCUCCUUUCAGAGUGCACAGAGUGGCAGGUUUUCGUGUCAGCAGUAAUCUUCUUCAUCCUCUUCUUGGGCAACAUUGCAACCACGUCGCUUGUCAUCUUUCACAAGAUCAGUGGUCGCACAAUCAUUCGCAGGAUACAAAAGAAAAGAAGCCAUGACCACGUGGAUUAGGAUGAAGUUAGUCCGAGCUCUGCUGUUCGCCGCAAAUGCCACUUGCCCCGUGCCUGACGUCUUUGAGAGCGACUGUCGGCUUACUGAGAUGUGUGUCUGUGCGGCAAAAGAAAUCUAAAACCGGCCUAGUCAGACUGUCCAGGACAAGGCAGCCCUAGUGUUUGUACUUUACGGUGUUUUUUUUUCUCUCUCUCGGGCAGGGCAGUAACAUGUCGCGUAGUGCUCUUACAAAUUAUUUUAGGCUACUUUUUUUUUUUCUUGUGACUUUCGGUUUGUGGCAUGAUCUCCACUUGGACAUCUAUUUUAAAGAGUGCUGUUGUUUUCGACGUAUUGUGUGUGUAUGCCUGGGAAGCCAUUCUGGGAUCACUUGUCCUCUCAUUACUGUUCACCUCACGUUUGACUGUCUUUGUCAAUUGCUGUUGUUUGAGUGGAGGUGUAUGUUUGAUUCCCCUGAUGAUUGCGGGCAAAGUUGUUUUUCUCUUCGACAUUUGGGGUUAUUUCUCUAGUAGCUUUGUUGAAUUGCACAAAUAGAGUGCGAAAAAAAAAUGUGCUGUGCUCAAUCCUGGUGUAUGGUACAAAAGGCAAUAUACUUUAUCUGUCCUACGUGCUUGCUUUUUUAUCAUGUUUGGCCUGUGGUUGUUACUUUUUCUGUAGGCUUGUAUGGAUUAAACCGUGAAGUGGUCCUAGAAGAGCAUGCUGUUUGUAAGCGAGGCUUUCAGUGUGCAUUUUUAUGGUAAGUGCUCUCUGUCGCUUACUAAGCCAUAUUGCCAAUAUUACAAAUUGGUUCCGGUUGCAAAAAGUGUUGAGUCUCUCAAGUGUUCAGUCCUAUAAGCCACAAAGUGCUGAUCACUCUUGUCGUCAGGCGAUACCACGAAAGAUGUGUCGUGAAGCUUCCCAGGCUAAUGUGCUGCUCAUCGGAGUUGCUUAUCAAGAACAGUUUGCGCCCCAAAGAAAAAGGAAGGAAAAGUAAGAUAUGCGUCGCUGCUACUCUUGUCGCACAUACGAUGUUCUGCAAAAGGACGAACACAACCUCCCAAGUACUCACGAUCAUCCUUGUCACGAGUCCUAGCUUAUGCCAAAUUCCAUGUCCUGUUAUAUAGCAUACGACGAGUUUGUGCAUGCAUCGCAACAGCUUUGCUAUGUAACCAACUAUGGCUACCGAACAGUGCAUGAAUCAACUGCACACACAGUACAUUGCGGAAGUUCUGCUUUUGUAAGAUGUACAUGGCCAUGUCAGCAACUGCUUCCACGUCAACUGCAGACUUGCAGUCUUCAAAUUUCCUGUGUGUCCUUAUGAUGAACUGUGUAUUUCUUGGAAUGACUGGAUGCUCUGCCCUUUCGAAGAGAUCAUUAAAAGUGACAUGUAUAGAGCCUGCACACGAAAAAGAACUUAUAAAAGGUUCAACUUGGAGAUGACGAGAUGUAGUUGCGUCAGCUCUUGCCACACUUCGCACUUGUCGAGGUCAUGCCAUGAUGCCUUAAGCUUGUAAUGCUGCAAAUGUGGCAGAGAUAUAUUUUGCCAUGACAUAAGUAUCAGGGAUGUCCUUUGAGAGAUUACUGUGUUGCCCUUUUUUUCUCACUUGAGUCCAUAUAUUGGUUUCUCAAAGCAAAAGCACUCAAAGUGCCAUGUCCCUACAAGGACCUGUCUACUUUUUUUUUUUUUUUUUGUGCAUCAAUGUCUCGCAUUUUUGCUCACUUUUCGACGUAACUUAAGACUUUCGACGUUUAUUGUCUAUGCAAGGCCAAUUUGUGGAACUGUUUGUCGUAAUUCCUCCAUCGUUACCCUUCCUCCAUGUUGGUGCCUUUGCAUUACCUAGACGAUCAUUUAUUUACGUCAAUCGCACAAGCCUUCAAUAAGACACUGACGUCAUUAAUGUAGACUUUGUUGAAGAGUGCACAGUUCCAACGCACAAGUUCUCGCAAGACUCGCUGUGCACCCGUUCUAUCACCCUGCCUACAUACUACUUCUUACCGUGUUAAGUCACCCUUGGUACUUGUCAUUCAUUGUUCCUUGUGUUUAUUGAAAGACUAGUGGGACUUACAAAAGCACCUAAGAGAAGAGUAACUUAUAUGCAUGGUGUUAAGUGUUCAACAAAAGCCAUUCUCGUUAAUCUUGUAAGUGAAGGAAUGUUUUUAAAAUGGGAAUAACUUACAAGUGUACAAUGGAGGAGUGUUCAGCAAGGCUUUUUAUUGUUGCUGUUGCCAGUUCACCGUUCUGCUUGCAUAUGUACAGUGUAUUUGUCCAUUGUACGUUGUUUACAAUCAUGUCAACACACAGAGCUCGUGGCAUUGCACAGGUAUACCAUUGGCAUGUCACAUGCAACUUAUGCUUCUUCUCUGGCCUUUAUUUCCUUGGCCAUUGCUGAUGAGCUAUAACCGGCUCAUUGGGCCUGUGUAGUGUAUGCUUGUUGUCCUGUUCUAAACGCUGAAUUUUAGACAAUGAAUUUAUGGCCAAACCAAAAUAUUUUCAUUUGGGUUCAAUUGUAGCAUACACCCUAUGUAAAUACCAGAAAACAAAGACCCAAGUAUCACUGACUGUACAUGUGGACAAUUCGUGUUACACCUUACAAGUUUGUCUAAAUUUGUUAUGAAGCUGGUGUAGUUGUCACUAUGAUUCUUAUUGCAAGUGUAUGCUGACGGGCAAGUGUUCUCACCCAACUAUUCCAUGAUAUAUGAUGGUGGCUGUUGUGUGUCCCCAAUGUCUGAUUAAAUGUUCUCGAUCAAACAGGC